AUGGUUUUGGACAGUCAGACAGCUCCAUUAGAGUCCUGUUUUUGUUACAGUGAUUACAAUGAAGCAGUCCCUCCAACUAAAAUUGAAGUUGACAAUUUACAUUCCGACAUGGAGUGUGAUGAUGUAGAUGUAGACGUUAGCUCUGAACAGGAUGAAACCUGUAAAUUUAAAAGAGGCCCAUACAGAUACUACUCCGAAGCAGAGAAGCAACGAUUCUGGCAACUAGUUAUCGAGCAAGGGUCUUCUGCAUACAGAGCUGCACAAGCACUCAAUAUCAGUUUACAAACAGCUUAUAAUGGGAAAAAAAACUGGAAUCGCCUUAUUGCUGACAUAGCUAAUGGUAUUCAUAAAGAGACAAAGAAGCGUGGCCGCAAACCUCUUCUUAUCCAAGAACACAAAUUCUUUUUGAAGGAUUUGGUUCUUUCGGACCCCACUGUUACUGUAGACUUCUUGUUGGAUAGACUAAGGAGUACAUUUGAGGGUGUGAAGGCAAGUGUUUCUACUAUUUAUAACUUUCUCACCAAGGUAUGCAAGUUUAGUCUCAAGAGACUUUCCAAAUGGGCCAUGAGACGGGAUCUGCCAGAAUUAAAACAACAGAGACUCGAGUGGGCACUUGAGAAUAAGGGUAAAAUUGACCUUGAAAAGAAUUGUGUUUUCAUCGACGAGGCUGGUUUCAACAUUAGUGCGACUCCAAGCCGAGCUGAUCAUUUCUACUCAUUUGUAAAGUCUGUGCUUAGAGAAAUUGAAACAAACGAGGAACUUAAGGAAAUGAAGUAUUUGGUACUCGAUAACGCAGCCACCCAUAAGCGUCGUGAUCUCGACUUAUUGGUGGCUCUGAGUGGAAUGGAACUAGCAUUUUUGCCAGCUUAUUUGCCGGCUCUAAAUGCAAUUGAAGAGUUUUGGUCGGUGUGUAAGGCCAAAAUUAAGCGAUCAAACUUAACUAGAAAAGAACAAUUAACUCCAAGGGUAAGAGAAGCAACAGCAAAGAUAACUUUAGAAAGCUAUCAAAGUUUCUGUAAGCAUGCCAGUAGCUUUAUACCAUACUGUUUAGAAAAGAGGUCUUUCUAA
Messenger RNA from Lodderomyces theae, 1068 nucleotides. RefSeq lists its product as uncharacterized. The transcript is spliced from 2 exons. The record is from RefSeq and is a predicted model, not a curated record. Bases 1 to 1068 code for a protein of 355 amino acids. Gene Ontology annotation, molecular function: nucleic acid binding. Lineage: Eukaryota; Fungi; Ascomycota; Pichiomycetes; Serinales; Debaryomycetaceae.